This is a messenger RNA of Mucor mucedo, 676 nucleotides long. RefSeq lists its product as uncharacterized. The coding region runs from base 79 to 537 and encodes 152 amino acids. The transcript is spliced from 3 exons. The record is from RefSeq and is a predicted model, not a curated record. NCBI's taxonomy places the organism in Eukaryota, Fungi, Mucoromycota, Mucoromycetes, Mucorales, Mucoraceae. Gene Ontology annotation, molecular function: calcium ion binding.
CGUCUAUCCUGCUCUCGUCCCUCUCUUUCUCUCUCGUCCCUCUCUCUCUCUCUCUCUCUCUCUUAUUUAUUUAAAAGGAUGGGUUAUACGCUGUGGAUUGUAUUCAUGCUUGGAUGUCUCAUGUUUCUUGUGUCCGCCGGACCUGGUACACAUCGGUAUAACACUGACGCACAUUCAAAUUACGGCAACGAGAAGAAAAACAAGCAACAUAUUCAGGAACAUAUCAAAGCCAUGGUCAAAAAUGAUACCGAGGAUGCACCAGAACCCAGUGAACAGGACAUGAUUUAUUACCUCUUUGUUAUUCAUGAUACGAACGGGGAUGGCUAUUUGGAUGGUCAUGAAUUGAGAGCUGCCUUUACUGAUUUUGAUCAUCAAGAAGAAGGAGAGAAAGAGCAUGAUUUAAUUCCGUUGGAUGAAGUGAAUGCGAUGGUAGACCAUGUCCUAGAAGAAGAUGACAAGAAUGGCGACGGUCUCAUCUCUUGGAGUGAGUAUUUGGAAAGCCAAUUAUAUCAUGACGACGACAAAGGUUUAGAAUAAAAAGUUUGCACAGAUCAUUUGUGUCAAGUGACACAACAUUUAAGCUCCUCUUUUUUUUUACCGUUUCCACGGCAACCCGCGCACUGAAAAAAAAAAAAAAAAAAAUCCUUUUUUUUUUUUCUUUUUUUGUUCUUUUUUU